This is a messenger RNA of Cyprinus carpio (common carp), 5011 nucleotides long. Its product is annotated as olfactory receptor 6N1-like. Gene Ontology annotation, cellular component: membrane. Gene Ontology annotation, molecular function: G protein-coupled receptor activity; olfactory receptor activity. The record is from RefSeq and is a predicted model, not a curated record. Gene Ontology annotation, biological process: G protein-coupled receptor signaling pathway. Lineage: Eukaryota; Metazoa; Chordata; Actinopteri; Cypriniformes; Cyprinidae.
AGGAUUUUUCCCAAUAUCUCUCCUAUUUGUGAUAAAUGUAAAACAGAGGAUGCUGAUUUGGCUCAUAGUUUUAUUUUCUGUCAUAAAAUACAGGGAUUCUGGUGUGAGCUAUUUAAAGUGCUUUCAGAUAUUCUUAAUGUGAACUUGGCUCCAGACCCUGUGCUCAUUAUAUUAGGGCAUUGUAAUUAUACAUGUUCAUUGAACAGUGCUCAACAGAAAUUCCUUACAUUGUUAUUAUUGUUUUGGAAAAAGGUUAAUCCUCCCGUGAUCAAACUAUGGCUUGAGGAACUGAUAUCUACUCUGCACUUGGAACGAACCAGAUAUCUUUUAAAAGGCAACAUUAAACAAUUUCACAAGAUUUGGGACCCUUUCUUCUGUUACUUCAAAAGUAAUUAUAUUCCUUAAUUCAGUGUAUUGUAACUUAAGUUAUUUUGAAUGUCACUGUAUUGUAUAUUAACAGGCUUGGGAUGGGGUGUUAAAUUUUUUUUUUUUUUUUUGUGCAUAUAAGAAAAUUAAUCCUGGAUAAUGUGAUUAUUGUAAGGUGUUUCUGAUAAUUGAAUAAAAAUUAAUUCGACAAAAAAAAAAAAAAAAGUGUAGAUUCAGAGAAAGACUGUGACAGAUAACGGUCAGUUCUGAUACAGUAUACCUGGCAAUUAUGGGAUUUGAUAGGUAUUUACAUGGAAAAACAAUGACAAGGUAGAGCAUUGGAAUGAAAAUCGCAUUCUGUGUGAAUGGCCCCUAAGGUUGUUCUCAGCAGGUCCAAGAGCAAUGAGAAGAUGUUGCAGCCAAACAGUGAAAAGGUUACAGUGGCGAUAUUGGUAGAAUAUUGCAUACUUCUCAGCCAGUCAGAUUCGACGACUAGAAGUAGUAGUAGUCUUUUUUUCUGUCUUAUUUUUAUUUUUUUUAACUAUUAGAAUGUUUUUAAAAUCUGUAUAUCAAAUGUCCCGGAAUAUAAUUUGCACCUCCUUAUUUAUUUUUAUGUUUUUAUUAUUAUUAUUAUUUAAAAGAAGACAAGUCAAUAGCUGUACUUUUGUACAUCUGAUAUACAUUUUGUUGUCUUAAUGUAAUGAUUUAGAGGUUAAGAACUACAUGGUAAUUUUUUCACUGUCUCAGAGGAACUAAAUCAUCUGAGCAUCAGGCCAUUGUCUUCAUAAUUUACAUGUCAGAUAUAAACAAACAUUACCAGCACAUCUCAUUGUAAAGGGACAGAAUGUACUUUAACAGUAGCCUGUAAAACAAAAUAAGUGUGGCAGGUUUGCUUCUCGUUAUUCUUCAUUAUAUUUUUUUAACUAUCCAGUUAUUGCUAUUAUUAUAGUUAUAGUAUAUUCUUAUAACAUUAAAUGCAAUAUUUUCUACAUACAAAAAAAGGCCCAUAUUGAAGGACUAAUAUUCAUCAUGCCAGUGGGAAAUGUUAACUUUAUAAAGAAUUUUGUAAUAGUCUGCUUUCCUGGACUUCAGCCUCAUUACUAUGGCUUUGUAUCAGCAACCCCAUCAUUUAUUGUUUGAGAACAGAAGAAAUCAAAAAUAUACUAAGAAUAAAAAAUUCAAAAUAAACAAAUUGGUAUUCCUUUACAGUUGAUCUGAUGUACUUCAUUUAAUGAGUUGGCCAAACAGUUGCUGUUGUCAUAAAGCCAUCAAUUCUAGAUAUCUCUAUAGUACAAAAUAUACAACAAAUUUCAGUAAGAGUUUAUGGACUACACUGAAGUCUUUUGAAGGGCUACUGAAAAUCUGAUCUAUCUUUUUUUCUUUCCUUUUUUUUUUUGCUUCUUCUGCUGUAACAUUAUUUGCGUAGCUAAUAAUAUAUUGUAGACAAUAUGGUAUUGAUAUGCAAUAUGUAGGCCUUGUGUUGGCACUCUAAAUAGGAAUUUUUCCACUCUGCAGCUCAAAUUUAAUUUAAUUAAUCAUAUACAUCAUAUAAAUCCAUAUAAAUUCAUUAUGUAAUGUUAUACAAAUGUAAAAAUAAAAAUUGUGAAUGAUAUGCCAUAUAAUUAUGAUUCAAGGUGACCUCUCUGAGUAGUUGUAAUUUACUUCGAACACACCAUUUUUGUCACAAAUGAAACACAAACCGCAAAUUAUUUUAUCUUAGUUUCUGUUAAUGUUGCAGAGAAAACUGGCUUCUCUUGUUGAAAAUGUUGUAUUUGUUGAUAAUAUUCUGUAUAAUAUUGUUAUAGUUUAGGAAGUGCUAUGUGCACACAACUAGUGCAGUGCACCAAAAAACUUUAAAUAAACCAGAAGCGGUAAUGAGUGAGAAUGCCAGCAUUUUCUCAUGCACUUGAAAAUUGUUGCAUUCACACAUAAGAGUCUCUCAAGGUGAUGAUACUGUCAGUGUCUGUGUCUUGUGUUUUGCUCCCCAUUACCCAGUUUCUCCCGUGUUUUGAUUGUUCAUUGAUUUCAGGUGCGUCCAAUUACGUUCCAUGUGUAUUUAAGCCCUGUGUUUCCUGAGUCCUGCAUGCUGUCUUAAAUGUCUAUCAAGUUGUGCCACAUGUGUGUUCCCUGUGAUUUUGGUCUUUAAAGAAGUUGAUUGUUCAAGACCUCCUUCGUCUCCGCGCUCCUUUGUAUCCUCGUUUCUACACAGUAGGCAAACCGUAACAGAAAACAGCACCUACAACAUAAACGGCGCCCCUUUUCCCUGUUUUGUUUCCGUUUUUUCAAGAGUUUUUUGUUUUCCAUUUUCCCCACCGUGAACCAUGGAAAUUGCCACUCGGGCCAACUACCAUCGCCCCGUGGACCUCCCAGACACCACUGGACUGUGCUGGAGGGAAGGUAUCCUCUGGUGUCUGGAGAGUGUCCGGCCCCAAUUCCACUCUUUUGUCAAGCCUACCAGCCGUUCCUCAGUCAAGCCCGCCAGCUGCUCAGAAAUCGAAAUCGCAUUCACUCUCAAGCCUUCAGCUGACAGCUGCAAUCUCCUUCACCUCCUUUACCCUGAAUCUGCUCCAGUGUCAGCUCCAGCCCCUGAGUCUGCUCCAGUGUCGGCUCCAGCCCCUGAGUCCACUCAAGUGUCUGCUCCAGCCCCUGAGUCUGCUCCAGUGUUGGCUCCAGCCCCCACGUCCAGCCCAGGGAGGGCUCCAGUCCCCACAUCCAGCCCAGGGAGGGCCUCAGGGGUCGUUAUUUUCCCCAAGGAUUUUUUUUGGGGGGGGGGGGUGGUAAUAGUGAUCCAUCCAUAGAGGUCGGGCAAAUUGCUUAGGUGUGGCCUUCCGAACUGUCUGCUCCGCCAUGGCCCCCUGACAAUAUGAGGAUAAAAAAAUGAUGACAAAAUAUUCAUUUUUGGGUGAACUAUCCCAUUAAGAGAUGUAUUUCUCAUACUCAUUCACUAAAUUUGCUCCUCAAAGUCAUAAUUUUCAAGGCAAAAGAAGUAAUUAUUUCUGCUGUCAGUGUCCCUGGAGGAACUGCGUCAUCGGUGUAUCAGGCCAUGGUCUUUCAUAAUUUACAUUUCAGAUAUAAACAAAUGGAGACAAGCACAUCUCAGUGUAAGGAGCAGAAUGCACUUUAACAGAAGCCUGUGAAACUAGAGUGGCAGGUUGUUUCUCUUCUUUCUUUAUUAUUAUUUGCUAAACUGGCUAUUCUUAUAUAGGUGUAGUGUAUUUGAUCAGUAUUGUAUUUGGGAUUAUAAAAUCAAAAUACUGUUUUAUGAAGUGUAUUUAUUGUAAAGUUGUAUUUAUUAUACUAAUAUUAAAUACAGAUUUUUUUUUUCUCAAACAGAAGAUGAAAAGGCACAUAAAAUAUUUCUCUAAGCACUAAUAUUCAUCAUGUCAGUGGGAAACAUUAGCUUUGUAAAGGAUUUUGUGAUAGUUGGCUUUCCUGGACUUCAGCUUCAUUACUAUGGGAUUGUAUCAGCCGCUCUGUUUUUUGUUUAUGUUUGUACAUUGGCUGGAAAUGCUGUAUUUUUUGUUUUGUUUGUAAUGACUAAGAGCCUACAGAAACCUGUUUAUUAUUGCAUUAUAAAUCUAGUUGUGUGUGAUGUACUAUUCAGCACCACAACAUUACCAAAGAUAAUUAACAGGUACUGGUUCCAAGAUGGAACCAUUUCAUUCUUUGGUUGUUUUGUUCAGAUGUUCUUUGUGCAUUAUUUAGGCAGUGUUGGUUCUUAUGCUCUGGCUGUAAUGGCUGUAGAUCGCUAUGCAGCAAUUUGUUACCCCCUUCAAUAUCAUAGACUCAUGACAAACCGAAAUGUACUCAAUCUGAUUCUGGGCUGUUGGAUUUUGGGUUUAGUAGGUCCCUUAAUGAUGGCCAUUCGAGCUUAUCCUCUCCCUUAUUGUGCAGAAAACACCAUUAUACACUGUUACUGUGAUCAUGUUUCUAUUACAACACUGGCAUGCACUGACAGAUCACUGUAUAGUAUUUCAGCCCUAAUCAAUGCUCUUGCAGUACUACUUGGCUCUCUUGCUGUUAUCAUUUACUCUUACUGCUCCAUCUUUGUGGCAGUUAUGCGAAUUUCAAGCACUCGAGGAAGGAUGAAGACUUUUUCCACCUGCAGUCCUCAACUCAUCAUAAUUGCCCUCUUUUUCCUACCCAGGUGUUUUAUUUAUUUGUCCGGCAACAUUGGUAUAAAAUUCAACACUGAUUUGAGAUUAGUUAUUAUUAUGAUGUAUAGCCUAUUGCCACCCAUGAUCAACCCCCUCAUUUAUUGUUUAAGAACAGAUGAGGUAAAAAGGAUUUUAAGACGAUUCAAAAAGAGGAAAAUUGGCAUUUCUUUACUUUUGCUCUGAUAUGCUAUAUUUAAUAAGUUGCCACAAUGGUGCAGAAAAAAAUGGCUUAUGGUAAACAUAGAUAAAUAAAAAUAAUAUUUACCGCUGUAAAUUAACAUUUGCAGGAAAAAAAGUGACUUUUCCUGAAUACUAAUAAAAAAAUGUCUGAAUGCGCACCAGAAAACUAGAUAUAAAUACUUUUUUUUGUAGGCAUGUGAAUAUCUCAAGGCUUUUUUUUUUUUUUUUUUUUUUUCUCAAAUUUAACUUUAGUAACUUUGGUCUUGUAGAACUUGCUUUAUUCAGUAAUAAUUCCAGUGUCACAGAUA